GAGAGGCACAUAGAGAGGAAAGAAAGAAACUAAAGGAGCAGGAAAGGUAGCCGAGUGGCUCCCAGGAGACGACUUCCUAGUAACCUGUCUGGGUGGAGCCUCACAGGCUGGGAGCGGCCGGCUGUGGUGGUGCAUUCUGAGGGUUCGUUCACCGGUCUGUACGUAUACAGUACGUGUGUUUCCUUUUUUUUUACCUGCUAUGAGAGCUCAAACCACAGUUGACAGUGGAGUCGAGCGGAGCCUGUGCUGGAGAGGACAUGAGGUCCGAGAAGGAGGAGGGGAAGGCCGUGUUGUUGCGUGAGGAGGUGGUCCAGCUUCAAGAGGAGGUCCACCUGCUAAGGCAGAUGAAGGACAUGUUGAGUAAGGACCUGGAGGAGACCCAGGGAGGCUGCUCCGCCAACCUGAUCUCAGCCACCGAGCUGCGCGUGCAGCUGGGGGACAGGGAGCAGGAGCUGGACCGCGCCAAGGAGGCCCUACAAGCUAUGAAAGGUGACCGGAAGCGUCUAAAAGUGGAGAAGUCAGACUUGAUGAGUCAGAUGCAGCAGCUGUACACAACACUGGAGAGCAGAGAAGAACAGCUGCGAGAAUUCAUACGCAACUACGACCAACAUCGAAAGGAGAGUGAUGACGCAGUGAAAGUCCUGGCAAAGGAGAAGGACAUGCUGGAGAGGGAGAAGUGGGACCUGAGGAGGCAGACCAAAGAAGCCACGGAGCAGGCCAACAUCCUGCGCUCUCAGAUGGACAUGAAGGAGAACAGGGUCAAAGAACUGGAGGCCGAGCUGACCAUGGCAAAGCAGUCUCUGGCAACGUUGACGAAAGACGUACCUAAGCGCCACUCGGUUGCCAUCCCUAUGGAGCCGGUGGUGAACGGCAGUCAGGAGUGGGUGAUGCAGGCCGACCUGCCGCUCACGGCCGCCAUUCGGCAGAGUCAACAGACCCUCUACCACGGACACAGCACAGACAGACAGGCUGUGGUCAGGAUCAGCCCCUGCCACUCUCGCCAGCCCUCUGUCAUCUCCGACGCCUCGGCAGCCGAUGGAGACCGCUCAUCGACGCCCAGCGACAUCAAUUCACCUCGGCACCGGACGCACUCCCUCUGCAAUUCCAUGGAGGAUCUGGAGGACCAGAAGCGUAAGAAGAAGAAGGAGAAGAUGACUCUGGGAUCUCUGUCACGGGUUUUCGCUCGAGGCAAGCAGCGCAAGUCACUGGAACCCGGCCUGUUUGAUGACUCUGACAGCCUCACACAGCAGAGCCUGUCUGACGGAGAGGAGCAGCUGGACCGCCUCCAGCAGGCCGAGCUCACCAGAAACACAUGCAUGUCGCAGUGGAGGGCAGGUGCAGUGCAGGCCUGGCUGGAGGUUGUCAUGGGGAUGCCCAUGUACAUCCGAGCCUGCUCUGAAAACGUCAAAAGUGGCAAGGUGCUGCUAGGCCUGACAGAUGAGGACCUGGAGCUGGGUCUGGGUAUCAGUAACCCAAUUCAUCGCAGAAAACUGAGGCUGGCCAUUGAGGACUACAGGAGAGCUGAAGGAGACCAAGGGCUAUCCAAAGCGUCUGAGUUGGACCAUCACUGGGUUGCCACAUCGUGGCUGAAUGACGUGGGGUUGCCUCAGUACUCGCAGACCUUUCAGACCCAUCUGGUGGACGGCCGGGUGCUGAACUCUCUGAGCCGCAGAGACCUGGAGAGAUUACUCAACAUCAGUGACCAGUUCCACCAGACCAGUCUCCUCCUGGCUAUCCAGCUCUUGCAGAUACUCAACUUUGAUAAAGAGGCCCUGCAGGCACAGCGGGCAAAAUGUGAGGACCAAGACCGAGAGCCCAUUGUUUGGACGAGUCACAGAGUAAUGAAGUGGAUCAGAGACAUAGACCUCAAGGAGUUUGCAGACAAUCUUCAGGGUAAAGGGAUUCAUGGAGCUGUGAUGGUUCUGGACCCGUCCUUUGACUCAAACGCCAUGGCAAAAGCUAUUGGGAUCCCCAGCAACAAGCACAUGCUGCAUCGGCACCUGUACGAGGAGAUGAAAUCCCUCGCCGUCCCUAACAGCAGUGCAGAGCAGGGCAGUGAAGUGAUCACUUCUUCCUCACCUGUUGCUGUAAAGCGCUUUGCUGAGGAGAGGGUGUCGAUGAGAAGAUCAGGCAAGAGUCCGCUGAGGUUACGUGCUAGCAGCCACUCUGUGGAGCGCGGUCUGGGCUUCCACGGCGGCUGCGGCUCCCCGCCCCGAGAGGCCCGGGUCCAGGCCGUCCCGCGGGCCAGAGGCAGCCCCAUGCACACCUUCAAGAGUGUAGAAAUCACCAACGUGUGAUCAGCCAUCCAGAUCGCUCACACUGUUACCAUUGUUUACAUUGUUAUUGUAUUAUAGUUGUUUUCUACUGAGAGUGACCUACACUCGGCAUCGUUGGACUUUAAAGAUGAAGUCUUAAAAGGGAUGUACCCCUUAAUAAUUCCAAUAUAUUAUUAUUUUGUCCAAUAUAAAAACAAAACUUGAAUAGAAACAAAGAUCAUUUUGACCUGAUAGUUGUAAAUAUAAGGAAGAGGCAGAUAAUUUAGUUUGUUAGAUUUCCAACUAAAUGUCUGGAUGAGUUUCUUAUGACAAGUUUAUAGAAGGCUUACAUUUUGAAUAACCUCCAAAAAUAGCUGAAAACAGUGUUGUUCUUCUUUGAUGCCUUAUACAAACAGGUCUCACAGCACUGUUGUGUCCUGCUCUAACUACUUCUUACAUUAAAUGAAAAAUAAUACGUGAGAUGUAGUGAAAAAAAGACACAUUUUACGGUAGAGAUACAUAUCCUCUGUUAUUCUUCUGAGGAGACAUGAACUGUGUGUGCACUGUGCAGUCAGAAGCCCAACACUGAGGCGUUAUCUGUAAUCAUAAAUGUUAUUAAUACUGCAACAAAUAGUAGUCCAUUUUUUAUAUUUUGGAAUGUUAAAACUGGUAAAAAUCCAUAUUUUUCUUACAGUAUGUUUUCUUUAAUUAAAGAACAGCUUUUCUUUUGAUUUUCAUUGAAUGUAAAUGAACAUCCCGCAGUAUAGAUGAAACACACGGUUGAAUGUUGAGUUAUGAAAGUGAUAAUGUGUAAAGAUUUAAGCAAUUGAUACAUGUUUAUACUGUAUGAGCACUGAAGAAAGGGAAUUCUGUGACUUAUAUGAUAAAGUAAAUAGAGAGAAUGUAAUGGUAUAUUUUGUAAGGUUUAAUCAUGUUUUACAACACACAGUAACGUUUCUUCCUGAGCAUGAAAACUCACGUGUGAAAUAUACAAAUAGAAAACAGGUUUUCUGUGACUUUCUGGGCAAACUUGUAUAAGCGGGAAGAUUAGACCAGUUCAAACCUGUAUGGAAACAGAAGGAAAGUCAAAUGGUGUUUGCUAUGAUGUUUAGCUUCCCCAGCUGUCAGAGAUUUCAUGUACGUCGACAUUAAAGCUGAAAUGAUGGUCAACUUA
This is a messenger RNA of Notothenia coriiceps (black rockcod), 3429 nucleotides long. It is a transcript of the gene kaznb, whose product is annotated as kazrin, periplakin interacting protein b. Gene Ontology annotation, molecular function: protein binding. NCBI's taxonomy places the organism in Eukaryota, Metazoa, Chordata, Actinopteri, Perciformes, Nototheniidae. The record is from RefSeq and is a predicted model, not a curated record. The transcript is spliced from 14 exons. Bases 258 to 2297 code for a protein of 679 amino acids.